Molecule: messenger RNA, 3606 nt
Organism: Helianthus annuus (common sunflower)
Lineage: Eukaryota; Viridiplantae; Streptophyta; Magnoliopsida; Asterales; Asteraceae
Exons: 14
Coding region: 144-3332 (1062 amino acids)
Biological process (GO): mitotic cell cycle; spindle assembly; cytoplasmic microtubule organization
Cellular component (GO): equatorial microtubule organizing center; gamma-tubulin complex; spindle pole
Molecular function (GO): gamma-tubulin binding; microtubule minus-end binding
Source: RefSeq, a predicted model, not a curated record
ACCCAUAAUUACAACUUCGACAGAAGGGCCUUUUCAGCCAAUUUUCUAAUUUUCCUCCCUCCAAACACACGUACCAACUGACCGGCGAUAUCACCGGCGCCACCCUCCUCCGCCUCUCUCCACCGCCACCUUCUCCGGCGACCAUGGCUGUGGAUACAGACUUCACAUCGCUUUUAAACAAUUUAAAGGUCGAAGAUCCAUGGCUUCCACCUAGACCUUGGGAAUCCAUACCUACCGAAAGCGGACUCUCUGUAACUUCAACGUCUUCCUCAUCUUCUACACGCUUCUAUGACACGUCAUCAGUUUCCGAGGCUAGUUUAGUGAGGUUGGCAAUGAACGCUCUGCAAGGUUUAGAGUCAUCUCUUAUAAGUAUAGAAAAACUUUGCGCAAUAUUUCAGUCGGAUCCAACCGACAGAACGUUUCACCGAAUUCCAAGCUUGUGGACUAAGUCUGUAAGUACACUUGCUCUCGAGAAUAUACUUAGAUCCUUAGGCUGCAUGGGAUGUGGAGUUUUCUUUCUCUAUAAAUUCGUUAAUCAUUUCACAUGCUUAAAUCCUGAUGAUGCCGGUUUGAGAAGCGAUGAGAAUCUUGAGUCGGCAGGAAAUGAUUAUCCUCCGUAUAGUUUGGCCAACCAGGCUUUUGCGGUUGCUGUUAAUGAUGUUUUGGAGGGUUACGUUGCUGCAUUGGAUACUUUGUAUUCGUCGGUUCGUUUAAGACGGUCAUCAAAUGUUGAUAGCGUGUCAAGUGGCUGUCUUUCAUGUGUUGGGCACUCUGAGAUUACGUUGUUAGAGGUUUAUCUUCAUACUAAAGAAUUGAGGAACCAAAUUGAGGUUAUCGGAAGCAUCUGCAAUGUGCAUAGUUUAGCUAAUUCCUUCUCGGUUUCACCCCUUGAGAAUUUAGUUACUCAAACAAACUUUUCUGACUUUCCUAGAGGUGGAAAUCUUCUUACGUUCUUGUAUAAGGAGCUCCAGGUUGCGGAUCCAGUUCAUUCCGCUCUUCUCAGAACCCUAUUCAUCCGUACAUGUGAACCGUAUUUUGACUUUAUUAGAUCUUGGAUUUUCAAGGCCAAAAUUACCGAUCCUUUUAAAGAGUUCAUAGUAGCCGAGGCCGAGAGUAACACAGUCACCAUCAGGGAGCAAGAUGGAGUUUAUGUUCCGUGUUUUCUGAAGGAAUUCUUGAUCCCACUUUUUAGGGCUGGUCAGCAGCUUCAAGUGUUAAUAAAAUUGCUAGAGUUUUCUGAUGGUGUUGGGAGUUGGAACCGAACGUAUGAGGAUUUUCUUCCUUAUUGGAGUAGAAUGUCAAGCUCUCGUUUGUCGCAUGCAUUUCAUAUGGAUUUCAACAAGGCAGGAAUUGAAAUGAUGGUACUUAAAAGGAGGGAUUAUUACCAGAUUAUGAUGGAAAAGCUCAAAAAUCAUUUGCCAAACCUAGAGUUCAAAUAUCAUCAGGUAAUUACGUACGCCACAUUACCAACUUCUGGUAGAGGAAGUGUGGAAGCUUCAUCGGUCUCUCCUGCAGCAAAGAAUAUGAAUCAAAAUCUGCCUCUUGGUACAGUGGAGUGUGAUGCAUCAAGCAUGACAGAUGAAUAUUCUUAUCUUGAGGAUUCAUUGGAAUCAUCUGAAUGUUCAUCUGUCGAAGACUACGGUGAAGAAGAGAAGACGGUUGGCCAUAUUCACGAUCCAGACGAUUUAGAGAAAAAGUACUUGUCUGCUUUAGAAAUCACUUCAGAAACCUACAAUAUUCCGUUAAAAACGCCUUCUCAAGAUGAAAGUGCAUCCACUAUGGUGACUGAAUCACAUGAACCAUCACAUAAACCAUCACAUAAUGCUGAUUUGGCCGGUUAUUCUACGAGUUUAAGAAGCUUGAAACCAUGCGAGGUUGAACAUGCUAACAUAAUUCUGGGGUCAAACAAACUUCGGGAAAGAUGUUCCAAAGUCAAACUACCUACUUUUGACUUUGAGUCUGUGAAGAAUCCACUUACCGAAUGCGCUGAUAGGCUAGGCAGUUUUUACAGAACUAAUGGUGUUGAUAAUAUGAAAAAUAACAAUAUGAGAAAUAACCAUAAUAAAGGCCAUGUUGAUGAUGCAAUCACUGUGAAAAAGAAUUCAUUCCACACACAAGCAUCUUUUGGUUCGAAAAGUAAUCACCAAGAACAGGAACCGUUACUGGAUGUAUCCGGUGGUGGUUGUUGGGAAAGUCUUCUUGACGGCACUGGUAAUGAUAAUAAUAUCCACCCUGGCGAACGUAAGACCAGUGUGGGCCCGGCUAUCGAGAUACCGUUGGAUUUUGUUCUCGAGAAAUGCUUGUUGGAAGAGAUUCAACUACAAUAUAUGUACGUCAGUAAAUUAACAAUCAAGCUGCUUGAAGAAGGCUUCUCGUUACAACAACAUUUGCUGGCUUUGAGGCGGUACCACAUGAUGGAAUCAGCUGACUGGGCAGAUUUGUUUAUCGUCUCACUCUGGCAACACAAAUGGUAUGCAAGAGAGGCGGAUAAACGGAUAUCUGAAAUUCAGGGCCUUCUAGAACUUGCCGUUCAGAGAUCUUCAUGCGAAAAGGACCAUUAUAAGGAUCGUUUAUUCGUGUACAUGAAAGAACAAGACUCAUCAUCUCUUCCUAGCUUUACAACUGGUAUACAAUCUUUCAACGGUUUAGGGCUGGGGUACAGAGUAGAUUGGCCAGUGAGCAUUGUUUUGACACCUGGCGCAUUGAAGAUAUAUGCUCAAAUUUUCAGUUUCUUGAUACAAGUCAAACUGGCAUCAUCUUCUUUGACAGAAGUUUGGUGCUCGUUUAAGGAAUCAAUCCAUUUCACCAACAAGGACCGUUCUUCUAAUGCACGUAAAUCAAAGUCGCGCAAUUUCAAUAUUAUGGUGAAAUUGAGGCACCAGAUAUAUCAUUUUGUAUCAACAUUGCAGCAGUAUGUUCAGUCUCAAUUAUCACAUGUAUCCUGGUGCAGAUUUCUACAGUCUCUCAAGCAUAAGGUUAAAGAUUUGACUGAUCUUGACAUUGUCCAUAUGGAUUAUCUCAAGGAUUCACAAUGCAUAUGUUUCUUAUCAAACGAUAUGAAACAAAUAGCCGACAUUAUUCAAAGCAUUUUGCAAUGUGCAUUGGACUUCAGAUCUGUUGCUGCACUAUAUGGAGGUCUGCCGGAUGUCUCUCAGGUUCUCACCAUCAAACAAACAUUUGACCAGAACAUAAAACAACUGUACACAUGUUAUCUCAACUCUCCUAAGAACGUAGAAUUUAGUCUUCCAAGGUUCUGGGAGUAUCUCGAUUACAAUCACCAUUACUCUAACGUCAUCAAUGAAGAAAUGGGCCACCGUAUUUUCUCCAUCUAAACCCAUGGAGAUCGGAAGAAAGUUAUUAGCGCCGUCUUCUUACCUACUUUUUGGAAGGCCAGAAAUGAAAAGGAGUUCAAUAAUGUAGUUAUUUCGGUUUCUAAAACCGUAUAUGAGAUCAAGCAAAAUUCAUUCUUGUGGGUGAGAAGUAGAUCAAAAUUUAAUGUCCUUAAUGAGGGAGAGGUGGUGUGGAUUUUAAUAUUCGUAAUGUAAUCCUGUAACUUUUUGUUUUAAGGUGUUUCAGCAAAAGCUUCUUGCUGGUCCGGUUUCUAUA